CAGACAGAAAGUACUCCGCUGGCCGCGUGGACCGAAUUCGACAAGAUUCCCUCAGCACGCACUGAUUCUGUCACCCCGCGAGGCGUGGAGGGCAUAUUUAAGAUUACCGGACUCCAGCCUGGCACUGCCUACGAGGUGAGUCUGGUGGGUCAGAAUUCUGUCGGCCAAUCCGAUCCCUACGUAGUCCUCUUCAGAACCUCGGAGAUUCGG
Messenger RNA from Dibothriocephalus latus, 210 nucleotides. Lineage: Eukaryota; Metazoa; Platyhelminthes; Cestoda; Diphyllobothriidea; Diphyllobothriidae. The record is from the annotation of a GenBank genome assembly.